AUGACUUCUCUCGAAUGGGGCUUCAACACCACAGGCGUUUCUGUCGUCCAAGCAUAUGCCGACAGAGUCAACGGAAAGACCAUUCUCAUCACUGGCCCGAGCCCUGGCGGCAUUGGCUCUAAGAUUGCUUCCGACCUUGUUGAGGGUGCUUCACCAGCACGUAUCAUAUUGGCAGGGCGCAGCCUUUCCAAGAUUGAGCCCCUCGCGGCCGAACUCCGCCGGCUGAAGCCGUCAGUCAGGGUCCAUAUCGUCUCGCUCGACCUUGGCUCCCUCGCCUCUGUUCGCAAGGCUGCCCAAGACGUUGCCCAGCUAACCGGCCGCCUCGACUAUCUCUUCAACAAUGCCGGCAUCAUGGCCACAAAAGACUUUGCUAAGAGCGUGGAUGGUAUCGAGGUCCAGUUUGCCGUCAACCACGUUGGCCACUUUCUCUUUACGGGGCUCUUGUUACCGCUCAUCAAGCAGGCGGCCGCAUCCGCAAAGGCAGCGGGAGACCUCACGCUCCCGGCGCGCAUCAUCAAUCUGUCGAGCAACGGCUAUAUUUUCGAGGGGAUCCGCUCUGACUACAACUUCCAGGAUGGGAAAGAAUACGACCCAUGGCGCGGAUACGGCCAGGGCAAAUCAGCCAACAUCAUCUUUGCACGCGCUCUCGCUAGCAAGCUUCGCCACCUGAACGUGACUUCCUUUGCCGCCACCCCUGGGCUUGUCCUUGAGACGAACUUGCAGGACACUGUCGACCGAGAGGUGUGGGCGAGUGUAGGAGCUGCCUAUGACAAGGCCUGGGAGGGCAGGGACAAGCCACCGUUCGAGGAAAAGAAGCCUCUGGCUUGCGGCACCUCGACUCCUCUGAGGGCAGCCCUGGAUCCAACUCUGGCAAGCACGCCUGGUGAGUACCUCAUGGACUGUCAAAUUGUGCCGGAUAGUGCCAAGCUUGAUCACAUUAUCGGUGAUCAAGUUGCCGACAAGCUCUGGGCUCUCAGCGAGGAGAUUGUUAAACAGAAGGUCGUGGUCUGA
Clonostachys byssicola is the source of this 1011-nucleotide messenger RNA. NCBI's taxonomy places the organism in Eukaryota, Fungi, Ascomycota, Sordariomycetes, Hypocreales, Bionectriaceae. The record is from the annotation of a GenBank genome assembly.